Messenger RNA from Colletotrichum karsti, 1473 nucleotides. RefSeq names its product major facilitator superfamily transporter. Gene Ontology annotation, biological process: transmembrane transport. The coding region runs from base 1 to 1473 and encodes 490 amino acids. The transcript has 7 exons. The record is from RefSeq and is a predicted model, not a curated record. NCBI's taxonomy places the organism in Eukaryota, Fungi, Ascomycota, Sordariomycetes, Glomerellales, Glomerellaceae. Gene Ontology annotation, molecular function: transmembrane transporter activity. Gene Ontology annotation, cellular component: membrane.
AUGGCCGAGCCAAGAAAGUCUGAGGAGGACAAGGCGGACGUCAGCCAAAUGGAGCGCGUCUUGACCGCUAACUCGCUUGGCGACGCCGACAAGCCCAACCGGAAUGCGAAGGUUGACGAGUUUGGAGCACACACCAAGACCGACCCCAAGGAAAUUGCCCUUGUCAAGAAGAUCGAUCUGUACAUCUUGCCCAUUCUCUGGGUGAUGUACUUUCUGAACUUUCUCGACCGCAAUGCCAUGAUCAACGGAAAGCUCAACUCAUUGUCGAAAGACUUGAAUCUCAAGGGCACCGAGUACAACACCUGCGUCUCCAUCCUGUUCGUUGGAUACUUGUGUGGUCAAGUGCCCUCCAACAUGAUCCUUAACCGAGUGCGACCGUCUUGGUACAUGGCUGGCUUCAUGCUGGCGUGGUCGAUCAUCUCUCUCCUCACAUACCUGGCACACGACUACAAGUCGAUGUUGGUCUUUCGGUUCUUUCUUGGCAUCACUGAGGCUCCUUUCUACCCUGGAGCCCUGUACAUGCUCAGCAUGUUUUACACCCGCAAGGAGAUUGCUACUCGUAUGGCCAUCUUUUACACAGGCAACAUGUUGGCCAGCGCCUUUUCCGGCCUGAUUGCUGCGGGUGUCUUUGCGGGCCUGGACGGAAAGCAUGGCCUCGCUGGCUGGCAAUGGCUUUUCAUUAUCCAAGGUGCCGUUUCGAUUGGCGUUGCCUUAGCAGCUUUCUACCUACUUCCGGACGCGCCCCUGCAAACUCGAUGGCUCACCGAGGAGCAACGCCAGAUGGCUCACAAGCGCAUCUUUGAUGAUACCACCGAUCGUCGUGAGGGUGGAACCAGCGUGUGGAAGGGUCUGCGUGAGGCCUGCUCUGAUUGGCGAACAUGGGUCUUCUGUCUCAUGGACAACCUGCAUCUUUCGGCCAACGGCUUUAAGAACUUCUUGCCAAGUGUCGUGAAGACUCUGGAGUACAACACAACCAUCACGCUGGUUUUGACGUGCCCGCCAUACAUCCUGGCUGGAAUCAUGAGUAUUGUUGUCUCUCACUCCUCUGGACGUUUCAAUGAACGCACAUGGCAUACGACGAUCAGCAAGUUGAUUGCUUGUGCCGGGUUCGCGAUGGCUGUGGCUACGUUGAAUACCACCGUUCGAUACGUUGGAAUUAUGAUCUUUGUGGGCGCCACGUACGGCGUGAACAACAUCAUCCUGGGAUGGACUGCGGCGGUUUUGGGUCAAACCGAUGAGAAGAAGGCGGUUGCUAUUGCGAUGUGCAACACCCUUGGCAACCUUGCGAGUGUUUAUACACCGUAUCUUUGGCCUGACUCGGAUGAGCCUAGGUAUCUCAAGGCUAUGUUGGCUAGUAUUGGCUUCUCGAUUGGUGUUGUUAUUUGUGCUUGGAUUAUGCGUUUUGCGCUGCAGAGGCAAAAUCGUAAGAUGCUUGCCUCGAACGAAGGCGUCACGAACUUGUAUGUAUACUAA